CUCACACCUCCUCCUCCUGGUGUCCUGCCCUCAAGACGGACCGGUAGCCGCCUCUGCUCCUUUAAGGCAAUGAGGAAUUAAAGCGUCUACAGGGACAGGGGGAGAGUGUUAUUCUGUGUAUUGCUCAGAGACUCCGUGAGGCUGCGAUUAGAGAUCGACAGCGGGGAAGAUGUGCUUGGUCGCUCCUUGCUGGACGCAAAGAGGCGGUGAAGAUGGUGUGACUUUGGAGUCAGAAAAAAACUGCGUCUUUUUCAUUGCUUUUUUUGCUUAAUUGCUCUAUUAGUUGGACUAUUUUUAAUUGUCUGAAACUAUUUUUUUCCCUCAAGGAUGAACCGAGAGUUUUUGUUUAAAUUAGAUAAUCGAAGCUUUUGAUGUUUUUUUUUCUUCCUUUUUCUUCUUAUUUGUUUUGGAGAUUUAGUUCGGGGCUGAUUUGGAAAAUUAUUUCUGGCACCAGGACCCGGCUCUGACUCAGCAUCACACACACCUGGGCUUUACCACUUCAGCAUCCCCUUUUGAAUAACAGGGAGAAGCAGCAAGACGCGGAGCACAAGAGGAGAGUCUGCGCGCAGCGCUCUCCCCAAGACAAUCACAGAGCCUCAUUCUGUCCAAGCGCAAAAAAAGAAAACACAAAAGACAUAGGUCAGCGACGCGAAAUAAAAGUAGGAAAGAAAAAAAAAAUUUAAAAAGUAUAGAGACCCGGACUGGUUCGCUUCAAGACACACGCAAAUGUUUAACCUUACACUAGGCGCACUGAAGAGAAACCCAGGGAGGCACCGGUCGGAGGAAGACGAGAAAGCAUAGCUUUAGGGGGAUUGAACGGAGCAGGGCAUGUGGAUAUUGGCUUUUAUCUUCCUCCAGAGCAUCUUGAAUGUUUUCGGUGAAGAUCUGCAUUCCAGCCUAUACUUUGUCAAUGCAUCUCUGCAAGAGGUAGUAUUUGCCAGCACAACGGGGACUUCGGUUCCCUGUCCUGCUGGGGGAGCGCCGCCCGCGUCGCUGCGGUGGUAUUUGGCUACCGGGGAGGAGAUCUAUGAUGUCCCGGGCAUUCGCCAUGUCCAUCCUAAUGGAACUCUUCAAAUCUUCAACUUCCUGCCAUCCAGCUUCAGCAAGCUGAUCCAUGACAACACAUAUUACUGCACUGCCGAGAAUCCUUCUGGCAAGAUCAGGAGCCAGGAUGUCCACAUCAAAGCUGUUUCACGGGAACCCUACACAGUCAGAGUGGCUGACCAGAAGGCUAUGCGAGGCAGUGUGGCCGUCUUCAAGUGCAUUAUCCCCGCUUCUGUGGAGGCCUAUGUCUCCGUCGUAUCAUGGGAAAAAGACACAGUUUCACUCAGCUCAGGACAAAGAUAUCUCAUCACAUCUACGGGAGCCUUGUACAUUGUGGACGUCCUGCCUGAGGAUGGCCUAAAUAACUACCGCUGCACAACACGCCACCGGUACACCGGUGAGUCACGGCAGAGCAACAGCGCGCGUCUCAUUGUGUCAGAUCCCACCAAUGCUGAGCCAGCCAUCUUGGACGGCUUUGACCACAAAGAGGUGAAGAUUAAUCAUCGAGUGGAGCUGCCCUGUAAGGCCUCAGGCUUCCCCACACCCAAAUACCGCUGGCUGAAGGACAACAGCCCCUUGGAGCCAGACAGUCGCUUUCGCCAGACCAUCUCAGGGUUGCUCAUAGAGAAUGCACAGCCCAUUGAUUCGGGAACAUAUGUAUGUGAAGUUUGGAACAGCUAUGGCAACGCAGAGGUCAUGGGUCGCCUGUAUGUUAAGCAGCCCUUGAAGGCAAUGGUCAGUCCUCGAAAAGUGAAAGGCAGUGUGGGAAGCAAGGUGUCUCUGUCUUGUAGCGUGAGCGGUUCCGAUGAAUACGAGCUCUCUUGGUAUCGCAAUGGAGAGAUCAUCUACCCUGGAAACAAUGUUCGCUUCACAGGGCUUAACCGGGAGAACAUAAUCAUCGAGGGAAUGACGAAAAGUGAUGGCGGAGCUUAUCAGUGCUUCGCCAGGAAGGGCAAGAUGUCGGCACAAGACUUCGUACAGGUUAUCCUUGAAGACGGGACCCCAAAAAUCUUAUCCUCUUUCAGCGAGAAGGUGGUGAACCCUAACGAACCCCUGUUCCUAGUCUGCAACGUGAAGGGAACGCCGCCUCCCAGGUGCAGCUGGUCGCUGGAUGAUGACCCCGUCAUCAAAGAUGCCCAUCACCACCUGGGCCAUUAUGAGACCCACGAGGGCCACGUGGUUAGCCAGCUCAACGUGACCCACACUCAGGUGCCGGACGGCGGGUUGUAUCGGUGCACGUGCAGCAACUCGGCCGGGGUCGUGUACCACCAGGCUCGAAUAAACGUAAGAGGCCGAGCAAGCAUCCGCCCAAUGAAAAACAUCACAGCAAUUGCGGGACGGGACGCCUUUGUUCACUGCCGUGUGAUUGGCUACCCUUACUACUCCAUAAAGUGGUACAAAAACUCGGUUUUGCUCCCUUUCAAUCACCGACAGCGAGCUUUUGAGAAUAACGGUACCUUGAAGUUGAGCAACGUGCAGCAGGUGGAUGCUGGGGAGUACAACUGCAAGGUGAUGGUUCAACCCAACAAGAUGGAGUCCCAAAGUGUCCAUGUUCGGGUUAGAGUCCCUCCAUACAUCCAGCCCUUUGAGUUUCAGCGCUUCACUAUCGGUCAGCGUGUGUUCAUACCUUGCGUGGUCAUGUCGGGCGACCGGCCACUAGAUAUCACCUGGCAGAAAGAUGGACGGCCAAUCCCCGCCAGCUUGGGUGUGACGGUCGACAACAUCGACUUCACCAGCUCACUGCGAAUAAACAACCUGACACCUGACCACAACGGCAACUACACCUGCAUCGCCCGAAACGAGGCCGCUGUUGUAGAGCAUCAGAGUCAGCUUAUUGUUCGAGUUCCACCUCAGUUUGUGGUUCAGCCUGAGGAUCAAGAUGGAAUCUAUGGGAAAACUGUGACCCUUAACUGCUCUGCUGAAGGCUAUCCACCACCCACUAUUGUUUGGGAACACUCAAAAGGUGCCGGCGUCCCCCAGUUUCAGCCCAUCCUCCUGAACAGCGGCUCUCGAAUCCAGCUACUGAGCAACGGCUCGCUGCUCAUCAAACAUGUUCUGGAGGACGACAGUGGCUUCUACCUGUGUAAGGUCAGCAACGACGUCGGAGCUGAUGUCAGCAAGUCCAUGUACCUCACCGUCAAAAUACCAGCCAUGAUCACCUCCUACCCAAACACCACUCUGGCCACACAAGGCGAGGAGAAGAGGAUGAGCUGCAUCGCUCACGGGGAGAAACCCAUCAUGGUGCGCUGGGAGAAAGAGGAGCGAAUCAUCAACCCCGAGACCAGCCGAUACGUGGUUACUGUCAAAGAGGUGGCUGACGAAGUCAUCUCAACACUGGUGAUCAUGCCAACUGUUCGUGAGGACUCAGGGUUCUUCUCCUGUCAUGCCAUCAACUCCUUCGGCGAGGACAGAGGCAUCAUACAGCUGACAGUGCAAGAACCACCUGAUCCUCCAGAGGUGGAGAUCCGGGAGGUGAAAGAUCGAACCAUCGCUCUCCGCUGGACCAUGGGGUUUGAUGGCAACAGUCCUAUCACAGGAUAUGAUAUUGAGUGCAAGAACAAAUCAGCUUCUUGGUUGUCAGCCCAGGUAACCAAAGAUGUGUCACCACAGCUUAACCAAGCCACUAUUAUAGACCUCCACCCUUCCUCCACCUACAACAUCCGCAUGGUUGCCAAGAACAUUAUUGGCAACAGCAACCCCAGCAAUGAACUCACCAUUACUACUGAUGAAGCAGCUCCUGACGGCCCUCCACAAGAUGUCACUCUGGAGCCCACGUCCCCACAGAGCAUCAAAGUGUCUUGGAAGCCUCCCCAGAAGCAUCUGCAGAACGGUGUGAUUCGCGGCUACCAGGUGGGCUACAGGGAGUACAGUCCUGGUGGGAGUCACCAGUUUACUAUUAUCAGCGUGGAUUCGACAGGAGACACCACAGAGAACAUCGUGUUGGACAACCUGAAGAAGUUCACUCAGUACAGUGUGGUGGUCCAGGCUGCAAACAGAGCUGGAACAGGACCGUCUUCACAGCAGGUGGUAACCAAGACCCUGGAGGAUGUGCCGUCUCGACCUCCUGAAAAUGUCUUGGCAGUGGCCAAAUCUCCAGAGGUGAUUUCACUGUCCUGGAUGUCUCUGCCCAGAGAAGCUCUCAAUGGGAACCUGCAGGGCUACAGAGUAAUCUACUGGGCCAACCUGCCUGAUGGAGAACUGGGUGAAAUUAGGAACGUGACAACCGAUCAGCCGUCUCUGGAGCUGAAUGGGUUGGAGAAGUACACCAACUACAGCAUCCAGGUCUUAGCCUUCACUAACGCUGGAGACGGAGUCCGCAGUGAACAGAUUUAUGUUCGCACCAAAGAGGAUGUUCCUGGUCCACCAGCAGGAGUGAAGGCUGCGGCCAACAGCAGCUCGGCUGUGUUUGUCUCCUGGCUGCCUCCACUUAAACUUAAUGGCAUCAUCAGAAAAUACAUCGUCUUCUGCUCUAACCUGCAUCCCAUGGUGAUGAGUGAGUUUGAGGCUUCUCCCGAUAAAUAUUUUUACAUGAUCCCAAAUUUGGUUCGAAACAGACAGUACAGCGUCUGGGUGGUGGCAGUGACUGCUGCGGGGCAUGGCAACAACAGUGAGAAGAUCACAGUAGAGCCUCUGGCCAAAGCUCCAGCUAGGAUCUUGACGUUUAAUGGCACAGUCACCACUCCCUGGAUGAAGGACAUUGUUUUACCUUGCAAAGCUGUUGGGGACCCUCCUCCCACCAUCAAGUGGCUUAAGGGAAACACAAAUGGGACACCUACACCUGUUAUCGUGGAUGGUCGCCGUAGCGUCCAGGGGAAUGGGAGCUUCAUUAUCCGCACAGUGAAAGCAGAGGACUCUGGGAACUACAGCUGUGUGGCCAGUAACAACUGGGGGUCAGAUGAGAUCACACUGAACCUGCAGGUCCAAGUACCCCCGGACCAGCCACGUCUCACAGUUACCAAGACUACCACCACAUCAAUCACAUUGUCAUGGAUACCUGGAGACAACGGCGGGAGCUCUAUCAGAGGUUACAUUCUGCAGUACUCAGAGGACAACAGUGAACAAUGGGGCAGUUUUCCCAUCAGCCCCAGUGAGCGGUCAUAUCGUCUGGAGAACCUGAAGUGUGGCACAUGGUACAAAUUCACCCUGACAGCGCAGAACGCCGUGGGCCCAGGACGCAUCAGCGAGAUCAUUGAAGCAAAAACCCACGGGAAAGAACCACAAUUUGCCAAAGAACAUGAAAUCUUCACCAGCAUCAACUCCUCCCGGGCCAGGCUCAACCUGGCUGGCUGGAACAAUGGCGGCUGUCCAAUCACCUCCUUCAUUCUGGAAUACCGCGCGGUGGAUUCAGCCACAUGGACAACAGCCCAGCGCACCUCGCUCACCAAGAGUUACAUCCUGUACGACCUGCAGGAGGCGACAUGGUAUGAGCUGCAGAUGAAGGUCACCAACAGCGCCGGCUCAGCGGAGAAACGGGUCACCUUCGCUACUCUAAAUGCCGAUGGAAGUACCAUCCCUCCUCUGCUGAAGACAGGAGAUCCCAUCUCAGACAACAUGUCAGGCAGCGGAGGGCUGAAGAUGGUGGUGACCAUCACCUCAGUUCUAGUUGUGGCUGUGCUUGUUUUCAUAAUGCUAAUGGUGCUAAAGAGGAGACGGAGGGAGCAAAGGCUCAAAAGACUCAGAGAUGCCAAAAGCCUGGCAGAAAUGCUGAUGAGUAAAAACACACGGACGCCAGACACGGUGAACAAGCAGCAGCAGACACUGAGAAUGCACAUUGACAUCCCCAGAGCACAGCUCCUCAUUGAAGAGCGGGACACAAUGGAAACUAUUGACGACAGGUCCACUGUGCUGCUGACAGACAAUGACUUUGGGGAGACCAAUAAGCAGAAGUCUUCCACGGUGACCCACACAGUCCACUACCAGUCUCUGUCUCAGGCCACUGGGCCCCUGGUGGAUGUAUCCGAUGCCAGGCCUGGAACCAGUGAGUCCCACCACCACCCCACUGCCAGACGCACUGCCAAAGCUGGACCUGCUGCAGCACGGAGCCGCUACGCCAGCCAGUGGACUCUGAACCGGCCGCAUCCCACCAGCUCCUCACACACCCUGACCACUGACUGGAGACUCCCCACACCGCGCGCCACUGGAUCUGUGGACAAAGAGAGUGACAGCUACAGCGUCAGCCCCUCACAGGACACAGAUCGCGCACGGAGCAGCAUGGUCUCAACAGAGAGUGCAUCUUCCACCUACGAAGAGCUGGCCAGAGCCUAUGAGCACGCCAAGAUGGAGGAGCAGCUCCGUCAUGCAAAGUUCACCAUCACAGAGUGCUUCAUCUCUGACACAUCGUCCGAGCAGAUGACAGCAGGGACCAACGACUACACCGACAGCCUGACCUCCAGCACACCAUCGGAGUCGGGCAUCUGCCGCUUCACCGCUUCCCCGCCCAAACCUCAGGAUGUUAGCAGGGUCAUGAACAUGGCCGUGCCCAAGGCGCACAGACCAGGAGGAGAGUUGGUCCACUUACCGCCCUACCUCCGUAUGGACUUCCUGUUGAACCGUGGCGUGCCUCUGCCAGCCCGAGGAGGGGGGGUCAGCAGCAGUAGUGGCAGCAGUAGCAGCGGGGGAGGCGGUGCAGGAGCUGCUGGACCGAGCGGAGGUGGUGUUGGUGCUGCCGGGGAAUCAAGAGGAGGCGGAGGAGCCAUGGGUCAGGCCUGCCUUGAACCCCAGAGGAGUCGUACCCUAAAGAGGCCUCCUCCGAUGGAGCCCACACCCAUGGAAGUGCCCUCUCCCAGGGAGGUGCAACAGUGGCAGCCAGGAACUGCCUCUACCCUUCCACACAGGGAUGUCCGGGAGAGGGGGGAGGCCCGGGGCGAGGUCCGAGGAGAGGCGCCCCCCUCAGGAGAUUUAGCCCAAGCACAGGCUGCCAAGCUCAGCACCUCACAGGAGUCACUGCUGGAUUCCAGAGGACACCUGAAACAGAGCAACAACCCUUAUGCCAAGUCUUACACUCUGGUAUAACACUGGGACACACAGGACUGCUUCAGACAAACAGGACUGCUGCAGACACAAUCUGAGAGGAAGAACAAAAGACAGACGACCGGCACAGGAAGGACAGAUUACCACAACAGAAACUGUUGUACAUAGAGCUGUUUCUGACAUGCGUCUAAAGUGGAUGCUUUUCUUUGAGUCUGUCUUUCUUUCUUUGACUCUUUUCUUUCUGUCCUCUCUUGCUCUUCACUGAUGCUUUCACACGUUUCUUUCUCUCACAACCUGCUCCUCUUCAGAAAGGUUUUCUCUCACAGUUCUUAUUUUCUACUUGAGUAUUCUUUUAUUCUAAAGUGACAAAAUAAGAGGAUGGCCAAAAUGAUUUAUUUAAAAUUUGAGAAAGAUUAAAAAAAAAAAAUAUUGAAUUUAUAUCAAGGACAGUUAUAGUCAUUAAUAAUAUUAUUAAUAUUGUAUAAAAACAGAAAAUAUCUAAAAAAUAUGAAAGGGAAACGGAAGAGGACUCUGAAGCACUCUGCAGGAGAAUGUUGCUUUCUUAAUUUAUUUUUAUUUUUCAUUGUUGAAGUGUAAUGAAAUAUGUGAUUGGGUAACAAUGAAGAUUUUAACACAGCGAAGAGCCCAUAGCGGAGGAGGAAGCGUGAUGCCAGACAGGACCGCCAAUGCUGACCAAUCGAAAUGUUUUUCAGACUCCCUGACAACUUGCAUGGCGACUGAUCAAAUGACAAUUACUAGGAAUGGCUGGAAAUCCAAAAAAAAAAAAAAAAAACAAACAAAAAAAAAAGAUAAUUUUGUCACUCUGAGAAAUUAUACAAUGUGAAUAUAUAUAAAGAGAACACUUUUAUUUGUGGAUAUUAUGGGGAAAAUGAUUUGGUUAAUAAAGUCCUUAGUCUUGUUUGCA
Poeciliopsis prolifica (blackstripe livebearer) is the source of this 7939-nucleotide messenger RNA. RefSeq names its product Down syndrome cell adhesion molecule b (gene dscamb). The transcript has 33 exons. Gene Ontology annotation, biological process: axon guidance; dendrite self-avoidance; homophilic cell-cell adhesion. The coding region runs from base 829 to 7056 and encodes 2075 amino acids. Gene Ontology annotation, molecular function: cell-cell adhesion mediator activity. Lineage: Eukaryota; Metazoa; Chordata; Actinopteri; Cyprinodontiformes; Poeciliidae. The record is from RefSeq and is a predicted model, not a curated record. Gene Ontology annotation, cellular component: axon; plasma membrane.